This is a messenger RNA of Patella vulgata (common limpet), 4608 nucleotides long. RefSeq names its product F-box DNA helicase 1. Gene Ontology annotation, cellular component: nucleus. Gene Ontology annotation, molecular function: hydrolase activity; ATP binding; protein binding. Bases 45 to 3800 code for a protein of 1251 amino acids. Gene Ontology annotation, biological process: double-strand break repair via homologous recombination; replication fork processing. The record is from RefSeq and is a predicted model, not a curated record. Lineage: Eukaryota; Metazoa; Mollusca; Gastropoda; Patellidae. The transcript has 19 exons.
AAACAAAACCGAGCCACGGACAUGGAUCCAUGUGAAGAAAUGUCAUGAGAAGAACAGUAAAACAGUGUUCCAGCAAGUCUUGUAAAUCUGUAGAUUCUUCUUUUCCCGGAGAAGAUGACGAAGACACAAAACUUAACAAAAGGACAAUUAAGAAACUCAGUUCUGUCGAAGACAACUGUCUAAAUCGCAUACCGAAAGAAAAAACACAGGGUCGGGGUCAGCAAAAGUUCAGAGCAGCUAGUUCUUUACUUUCGAUUUCAGGCAAAAUUGUGAACCAGUCUCACCACACAGUUGAGCAAUAUACUGCAUCUAAUUCAGCAUUUACCCUACAGGCAGAUCACAGACAAUCAAGUGAGAAGAAACGAAGAAUAAAAGCAGAUGUCAAUACAUGUUUUGAAUAUGCUAGAAAAGAGUUCAGUGCCCAAAAUUUAUCCUGUCCAUUAAAAACUAAUUUGUAUAAAAGGAGCCAAGACACAGAUGUAAACAAGGGGUUGUACCCAAAGACAUUAAGGCUGAGAAAGAAACAGAUUGAUGUGAAAACACAGAUUCACAAUACUUGUGAUACAUUUUCUGCUGGUCAGUUUGGUGAGAAGACAUCAAGUUUUUCAAAAGAAACAGGGUUUAAAACAGCUGCCUCACUGUAUAAGGAUAAUUCUUUCACUGGAAGUAGAUUAGAACUCAAUGAAACAUACAUUCAAUUCAAUCAUUCAUUUGUGAACCUAUCGCAAGGGAAUAAUUCUUCAAUAAGUCAAAGUAAAAUUAAGAGGCCCAGAAAGCAUAAAAUUGGAAAGAACCAAAAACCAAUUACAAAUUUCUUUACUUCAACAACUGUAAAAACAAAAUCUGAGAAAUCUGAUUUAAAUGAAUUGAGUAUGUCAGAAUACAAAGGAAUGAAUAAACCUCCUCCAUUACCAACCACACCUUCUAAAUUAUAUUCUCCACUUAAACAAAUAUCACCCUCAAUUUUUAUUGAAAGUCCUCCAGGGAAGAAGGCUACUGAAAUCAAACAAACAACAGAUGUUGCCAAGAAACUAUUUCAUGGCCGGGAGAGUCUGUAUUCCACCACUAAGGAACAAGCAAAUAGUAAAAAGAGAAAAAUAAACCCAAAACCUAUAAGAACCUUGCAAGCAAAAUCAGCAGUUGUUUUUUCACCUACCGUACAAAAUUUUAUGGAUUCUGAUGAUGAUGACUUUGAAAAUGUAGAAUCAAAAGAUGUAAUUAAUAAGGCAUUUGGCUUAGUAGAAUCAAAAGAAUUGCUGGACCUAGCAGAGCCUGAAAUUGAAAGAACGUGUUGUGAGACAAACUAUUUUGAAAUAUUACCCAUAGAAGUCACAAUGAAUAUUUUCUGCCGGUUGCCCAUUUUAGAUCUGUGUUUGAAUUGUAACAGAGUAUGUAAACAAUGGAAUGAUAUUAUAAGUGAUGAAAAGUUUUUAGCGUGGAAGAAGCAAUAUUUUAAACAGUUAAAGGGUGUAACUGGUGGCUUUAAUAUUAAACAAAUGUUAACAUCAGGAAACAUGUUAACAUCUAGUCAAUUUUUACUUUCAUUUAUCAGGUACAUAAAAGAUUUUAAACCUGUAACUUACAUCGGUGGUAAUAUGACAGAUUGUUUGAAAACUCAUCCAAAAUAUAACUGGGCUUGUGAACUUAUUAAAGAAAAAGCAACAGAUUGUAUUAAAGUCAAGACGUGUAAUCCAUGGAGUAUAAUAGCAUGUUUAGUAGUGAUAUCGGAAAGUGUUUUAGAUGUACAAAACAUAUUAAACUGUUUAUUAAAAACAACAUCUCAGUGUCCAGUUACAGAUGUAUUAGAAUGUUUCUAUUGUAUGGCUACAUUGAUGAAUGCUAUGAUGAAAAGAAAACCACCUAGUGUAUGGAAUGGUAUGCAUUAUCGUCUGUUUUAUGCUGUAUAUUUGUUUGAGAAUACUUCAAUAUCCGAUCAUGGUAUGCUACAAGAUGCUAUUAAAGGUUCUACAGGUCAACAAACAUUGAUUAAAUAUGGAACUGGUGAUACAAGUGUGAGAUUAACACAUGAACAGUUAAGAAUUGUUAAAUAUACUCCAAUGGAAAAAGAAAUCAUCAAAAUUGUUGCAUUUGCAGGCACAGGUAAAACUACAACAUUAGUUAGAUAUACACAACUGCGACCUAACUUAAGAUUUUUAUUGGUUGUCUAUAAUAAAUCUGUUUGUGAACAUGCAAAGACUAAAUUUCCGUCCAACGUCACUAUUAAAACAGGGCAUGGGUUGGCAUUUGGAGUUACAGGAAGAAGAUAUAAAGCAGCCAAUAAACUCAAUUCGUAUGGCUUGAAAGUCUAUAGUGUCGCCAUGGAGCUUCAGAAUAUUAAAGGAGAAAAUCUGUAUGUCAGAGCCAAGUUUGUCUUAGAAACUCUCAACAACUUUCUUUCUUCAUCUGAUAAGACAGUUAACAUAGACCAUGCUCCUAGUUUCCAUAGAAAUGAUGAUGGUGUCAUAAAAGUUAUAGAAGACUCUUCAAAAUUGAUCUAUGUAAAUGAUGCUGCCUACCUGUGGAGAAGAAUGAAAGAUUAUAAUGACAAGAAAAUAGGAAUGACACAUGAUGGUUAUCUUAAACUUUAUCAGUUACAGGAACCCCAGCUGUCUGAUUAUGAUGUAAUAUUGAUAGAUGAAGCCCAGGACUUAACACCUUCUGUUAUUGAUAUUAUGUUACAACAACGUCAAACAAAGAUAUUAGUAGGUGAUCCUCAUCAACAGAUUUAUUCUUUCCGUGGUGCUGUUAAUGCAAUGCAACACAUACCGUCUACGAAAACAUUCUACCUUACACAGUCUUUCAGAUUUGGACCAGAAAUAGCCCAUGUUGCUGCAUGUUGUUUACAACUAUUAAAGAAAGUAACAGAGAAAACUAUAGUAGGACAUGGGAAACCAGGCAAAAUAACUGGUGAAACUAUUGGACAGUUGGCUAUCAUAGCUAGAUGUAAUUUUACUUUGUUUGCUGAGGCUGUUAAAAAAUGUUGCUACUCAAACAUGGAAAAUCAAAAAGUAGGAUUUGUUGGGGGAACAGAUGGGUUUGGCUUUCCUAUCAUACAAGAUAUCUAUACUUUGAUGAUGCCAAGCCAUGAAAGAAUAGCAGCAAAACGAGAAAUAAGAAACAGUUUUAUUGCUCGCUUCAAAACAAUAGGGGAUUUGGAGAAAUAUGCUACUAAAGCUAUGGAUCCAGAACUGUUAGGAAAAAUUAAGAUAGUGAAGACGUAUAAUCACAAUUUACCUGGUCAUAUAGAUAAGAUACUAAGUAAAACUAUUAAAGAUAUUUCUGUUGCAGAUGUAGUAUUUAGUACAGCUCAUAAAGCUAAAGGAUUAGAAUUUUCAACAGUUAAAGUCACGGAUGAUUAUACCUAUCUAGGACCCGGAUCCAGUGUAGUACUAGGACCAGGACCUAUACCAUAUGAUGAGAGUAAUCUACUGUACGUAGCCAUAACACGAGCUAAACAAGCUCUACAACUGUCUCCAGUUAUUGUUAAAAUACUCAAAGAAUCAGGAAUGAAGUUUGAAACGCCUGUAUUAAGUGAAGUUCUAAAAGAAAAGAAAACACCCUUUAAAUGUCAUGUGUCUGGAGCAGAAUUUCAACCAAAAGUUUUCACCUUACAAAAAGAAACUGUUAAAUUGGGUUGUGGAACGGUUUUGUCUGGAGGCUUAUUAAGUCCACAGGUUCUUUAUGAAGAUUGUCACCCUUUUAAAGAAUUACUUGGAGAGGAACCAGAAGAUGACUACACAGGAAGGGCCGAUUUAAGGCAUUUAGAAAUGCAACUUGAAGAGUAUAUGGAGUUUUUAUGAAUCAAAAGUAUUGUUUAAUAAAAAUUUCGUUGAAAGAACACAAAGAACAUGUCUAUAUAGUUAGUAAAGUAAAGAUAGCCAGAUAUUGAUUUAAGGAGCUUUAGAAAUUAAAGAAGAUUCUUAACAUGUUAUUUGACUGCCCAAGGGCUUUCUGAAUUAAUGAAACAGAAGUUACUACAAAAGUUUGCACAGUUUGUUAAUGCUUCCAAUUGUUAUGCUUUUAUUUUCUUUUUCAAUUCAUGUCUAGGUUUUUCUAUUUUAUUCGAAAUUAAAGAAUUCAUACAUUGGGGAGGGGGUAUUUUCAUAAAAAUUACUUUGUUGCUUUGUUAUUUUCCGAUUCAUUGAUGACCACUAAUUUACUGAAAUAUCAAAGUCUUUCAAGUCUGUUAAUGUUUUCAAUUGUUAUACCUUUUUGUCCAUCACGCCUAGAUUUUUUGUCUAUUUUAUUCUUUAUAAAAGAAUUUAUACAUAAGAUUUUUUUUUUCUUUAUUUCCAAUAAAAAAAGAGUUUUGUAAUUUUCCAAUUUACAUGUAUGAAUGAUCAUUAAUUUACCUUUAACUCACCCAAAGCCAUAAAUUUGUAUACAAGGAUCUUGUCUAGUGGCAUUUGACAGUUUUUAGUAAGUAAAAAAUAUACAAGUAACAACUGGGGUAACAUUUGUUCAUUUUGAGUUUCUAUUGUCUGGUAAUGGGUCAAAGCUUAAUAUUUUCUUAUAAUAUAAUCUUUUGUGUAUACUUCUUUGGAUAUCUGCUAACUACAUUAUUUUAUAUUUCAAGUAGUGUACUAGUAAAAAUAUAUCAUAUUCUGG